Balaenoptera musculus (blue whale) is the source of this 7295-nucleotide messenger RNA. It is a transcript of the gene DOP1B, whose product is annotated as DOP1 leucine zipper like protein B. Gene Ontology annotation, biological process: Golgi to endosome transport. The record is from RefSeq and is a predicted model, not a curated record. NCBI's taxonomy places the organism in Eukaryota, Metazoa, Chordata, Mammalia, Artiodactyla, Balaenopteridae. Gene Ontology annotation, cellular component: endosome; trans-Golgi network.
CCGUGGCCGCUGCGGCUCUGGCGCUGCGCUUCCUCCGCCGUCCCGGCUCCCGGCCGCGCCGCAGCUGCCGAUCGUUUAACCCUUCGCGUCCAGCUCGGCUCCUCCGCGCCUCCCGUAGGCGCGCCCGCCGAGAAGGCCGCCGCCGCCAAUACCUUCUCUACUGCGAGAAUGUAAGAUGGAUCCAGAAGAGCAGGAGCUAUUGAAUGAUUACAGAUACAGAAAUUACUCUUCUGUGAUUGAAAAGGCUUUAAGAAAUUUUGAGUCCUCCAGCGAAUGGGCAGAUCUCAUAUCCUCACUGGGCAAGCUCAACAAGGCUCUCCAGAGUAACCUGAGGUAUUCCUUGCUGCCAAGACGGCUCGUUAUCAGCAAGAGAUUAGCUCAGUGCCUGCAUCCUGCUUUGCCCAGCGGUGUGCACUUAAAAGCCCUAGAAACCUAUGAAAUUAUCUUUAAAAUUGUGGGGACCAAAUGGCUGGCCAAGGAUUUGUUCCUAUACAGCUGUGGGUUGUUCCCCCUUCUGGCACACGCAGCCAUGUCGGUGAGGCCCGUGCUGCUUGGCCUGUACGAGAAGUACUUUCUCCCGCUGCAGAAGCUGCUCCUGCCGAGCCUCCAGGCCUUCAUCAUCGGCCUGCUGCCCGGCCUGGAGGAGGGCUCGGAGAUCUACGACAGGACGGACGCGCUGCUCCUGAAGCUGUCCCUGGUGGUCGGCAGGGAGGUCUUCUACGCCGCCCUCUGGGGGAGCGUCCUGGCGAGCCCGUCCAUCCGCCUGCCCGCCUCGCUCUUUGUGGUGGGCCACAUCAGCCGGGGCUCGCCCGGCAGAGAGCAGAAGUACAUGCUGGGGACCGACUACCAGCUCACGGUCAAGUCCUUAUGUGCGGCCCUGUUGGACUCAAACGCUGUGCAAAGAAAUAAUCUGGAGAUUGUCCUGUUCUUCUUCCCAUUUUAUACCUGUCUGGAUUCCAACGAGAGAGCCAUCCCCCUGCUCCGGUCCGACAUGGUGCGCGUCCUCUCGGCCGCCACCCAGACCCUCCUGAGAAGAGAUAUGUCUCUGAACAGAAGGCUUUACGCGUGGUUACUAGGUUCAGAUAUUAAAGGAAAUACCGUUGUGCCGGAAUCGGAAAUCUCAAAUUCUUAUGAAGACCAGUCCUCGUAUUUUUUUGAGAAAUAUUCCAAGGAUCUUUUAGUUGAGGGUCUGGCUGAGAUACUGCACCAGAAGUUCCCUGAUGCUGACGUGGAGGAACGCCACCACAUGUACCUGAAGCCUUUCCGCAUCCUUCUCAGUCUGCUUGACAAGCCAGAAAUAGGGCCUCAAGUUGUUGGGAAUUUGUUUCUCGAAGUCAUCCGGGCCUUUUAUUCUUACUGCAGAGAUGCUCUCGGCUCUGAUCUUAAACUGAGCUACACUCAGAGUGGAAAUUCGCUGAUAAGUACAAUAAAAGAAAACAGAAAUGCCUCUGAGAUUGUUAAAACAGUGAAUUUGCUCAUCACAUCCCUAAGCACAGACUUCCUCUGGGAUUACAUGGCAAGGUGUUUUGAGGACUGUUUUAGACCCGCAAAGCAGAGUCACGCUGUCGGGAGAAGCGUGGGCCCUCCCCCGACAGUCUCGGAGCUCUGCACCCUCCUCGUGUUCCUUCUGGACGUGAUCCCCCUGGAACUUUACCCUGAGGUGCAAACCCAGUACCUGCCUCAGGUGCUUGGCUGCGUGGUGCAGCCUCUGGCCAAGGAAAUGGAGGCGCUCAGCUUACCUGAACUCACGCACGCCUUGAAGACAUGUUUCAAAGUGCUCAGCAAGGUGCAGAUGCCGCCUUCCUACCUGGACACAGAGCCUGCAAGUGGAAGCUUGAGUCCAGUCAAAGGUGAAAACAGUGAAGUAAUUUUAGACACAAACGCAGUGCUUCCUGGUGAUGAAGACGCUUCAUUUCCUCCACUUAAAUCUGAAGACAGUGGCAUCGGCCUCAGUGCUUCGUCGCCAGAGCUCUCUGAGCACCUGAGGGUUCCCAGGGUUUCCCCGGACAAAGACGACGUCUGGAAGAAGGGCGGGAGCAUGCAGAGGACGUUUCUUUGCCUCCAGGAGCUAAUUGCCAACUUUGCCCACAAGAACAUCUUUGGAGUACAGCUGACGGCAUCCGGAGAAGAAACCAAGUCGGCAGAGCCCGCGGGCCCGAGGGAGGAGGCUGGGAUGCGGGGCCCGGCGGGCAGCGACUCGGGGAGGAAGAACUCGUGGGAGGCGAAGCCCCUCGGCGGGCCCCAGUUCAGGCAGAUGCUCUCGGACCUGUUCGCGGUGCGCGGGUCUCCAUUUAAGACAAAGAGCUUGGAGUCGCCGUCGCCCCUGCCCAGCAGCCCUGGCCGCAAGGAGGAGGAGGCGUGGGCCGUGGACCAGGUGGUCAUUGACCCGGGGAGCUCGAGGGAGGGCUGCAGGGAGGCCUUCGCCGCGGCCUGCCACCUGCUGCUGGACUGCGCCACCUUCCCCGUGUACCUGUCCCAGGAGGAGACCGAGCGGCUCUGCGACGCGCUCUUCCAGCUGCCGGGAGCUGGCGAUGCCAGUUUUCCAUCUUGGCUGAAAUCCAUGAUGACCAUUUGCUGCUGUGUGACUGACUGCUACCUCCAGGAUGUGGCCAUCUCCACCCUGCUUGAAGUGAUAAACCACUCCCAGUCCCUAGCACUUGUCAUUGAAGACAAGAUGAAACGCUAUAAAAGCUCCGGGCACAACCCAUUUUUCAGCAAGCUGCAGAUGGUGACGGUUCCUCCCAUUGCUCCAGGAAUAUUGAAAGUCAUCGCAGAGAAAACAGACUUCUAUCAGAGGGUGGCUCGUGUGCUUUGGAAUCAGCUGAACAAGGAGACCCGGGAGCAUCACAUCACGUGUGUAGAGUUGUUCUACCGCCUGCACUGCCUGGCCCCGACAGCCAACAUCUGCGAGGACAUCAUCUGUCACGCCCUCCUGGACCCUGACAAGGGAACGAGACUGGAAGCUCUGUUUCGAUUUUCCGUCAUCUGGCACCUGACGAGAGAGAUCCAAGGCAGUCGAGUGACAUCUCACAAUCGCUCCUUUGACAGGUCCCUGUUCGUCGUGCUCGACAGCCUGGCCUGCACGGACGGCGCCAUCGGGGCCACGGCCCAGGGCUGGCUGGUGCGGGCGCUGUCCCUCGGCGACGUGGCCCGCAUCCUGGAGCCCGUGCUGCUUCUCCUGCUCCAGCCCAAAACCCAGAGGACCUCCAUUCACUGCCUCAAGCAGGAGAACUCAACGGGAGACUGGCAUCAUUGGUUUAACAGGAAGCGCACCUCAUUCAGAGCGGCGUGGGGCGCAGCCGAGCCUCAGGAGGGUGGUGGUGAAGAGAGCGCGCCCCUGAGCCAGUUCACCACCGUGGACCGCGAGGCCAUCUGGGCCGAGGUGGAGAAGGAGCCCGAGGUGUACCCGCCGGGCCGCGAGCCCAGCGAGGAAGACCUUCCCUGCUGUGCGGACCCGCUGGACGGGACGGCCUGCGACGCCGCGGACGACAGCGAGCGCACCGAGUCCGCGGACACGAGCCCCACGGACAGCGAGCGCACGUCCUCCUUCUCCUCCCCUUCCCACGAGCCGCAGGAGCUGAGCGGCGGCGAGCUCUGCUGCACGCCCCUCCCCGCGGCGGCGCCCCCAAAGCCGGCGGCCAGCCUCAAGUCCACCGUCGGGUGCAGCCUGGCGCGCGUGGACUCGGACAAGACCCAGGCUUCGGAGUCGCUGUCCAGCGACGAGGAGGCCGCCGCGGAGCUCCAGGCCCUGAGCACGGCCCGGCUGCUGAAGCAGCAGCGGGAGAGGCGGGAGACGGUCGAGGCCCUGUUUAAGCACAUCCUGCUCUACCUGCAGCCCUAUGACUCCCGGCGAGUGCUGUACGCCUUCUCCGUGCUAGAAGCCGUGCUCAAAACCAACCCCAGAGAGUUCAUCGAGGCCGUGUCCCGGACCAGCAUGGACACCAGCUCCACCGCGCACCUCAACCUCAUCUCCAACCUCCUGGCUCGCCACCAGGAGGCGCUCGUCGGCCAGAGUUUCUACGGAAAGCUCCAGACCCAGUCUCCCAACGUGUGCCCUCACUCGCUGCUGAUCGAGCUCCUCACCUACCUGUGCCUGAGCUUCCUGCGCAGCUACUACCCUUGUUACCUGAAGGUCUCCCACCGAGACGUCCUCGGCAACCGGGACGUGCAGGUCAAGAGCGUCGAGGUUUUGAUCAGAAUGAUGACGCAGCUGGUCUCGGUGGCCAAGUCGGCCGAAGGCAAGAACGUGGAGUUCAUCCACAGCCUGCUGCAGAGGUGCAGCGUCCAGGAGUUCGUACUGCUCUCGCUGUCCGCGUCCAUGUAUACAAGCCAGAAGCGCUACGGACUGGCCGUGGCGGAGCGGGGCCGAGCCCAGCGGGAGGACGGCCUGUUCGAGGAGAACCUCAUCAACCUGGGCCAGGGCCAGAUCUGGAGCGAGCACCCCCUGCAGAUUGAGCUGCUGAAGCUGCUGCAGGUGCUCAUCGUCCUGGAGCACCACCUGGGGCAGGUGCACGAGGAGGCGGAGCACCAGGCGGACCUGUCCCGGGAGUGGCGGCAGACCCUGAACUUCCAGCAGGCCAUCAGCGCCCCGCAGUACGUGCAGCCCCACCGGCUCACCUCGCAGGGGCUGCUGGUGUCCGCCGUGGUGAGGGGCCUGCAGCCGGCCUACGGCUACGGCAUGCACCCGGCCUGGGUCAGCCUGGUCACGCACUCCUUGCCGUACUUCGGAAAGUCCCUGGGCUGGACGGUGACCCCCUUCCUCGUCCAGAUUUGCAAAAACUUGGACGAGCUGGUCAAGCAGUAUGAAAGCGAAUCGGCGAAGCUCUCUUUCAGCAUAACCUCCAAGAGGGAAAACAUUUCUCCGGAUUAUCCACUCACUCUUUUGGAAGGUCUAACAACCAUUAGUCAUUUUUGUCUUUUGGAACAACCCAACCAAAACAAAAAGACCACUGCUGUGAGUGACCCUACCAAUUUGAAAAAUGCCAAGAAUGCUAUUCUGGAAGAGCUUCCUCGAAUUGUUAACACCAUGGCCCUUCUCUGGAACGUUCUCAGAAAGGAGGAGACUCAAAAGAGACCCAUGGAUCUCCUUGGAGCCACGAAGGGAUCUUCUUCCGUUUACUUUAAAACCACCAAAACCAUACGACAAAAAAUUUUAGACUUCUUAAACCCCUUGACAGCCCAUCUUGGAGUUCAGCUGACAGCAGCUGUUGCAGCAGUGUGGAGCAGGAAGAAAGUGAAACGCCACAGUAAGACAAAGAUGGUCCCGGCGGCCAGCGCGUCCCAGCUGACCCUCGUGGACCUGAUCUGUGCGCUGAGCACCCUGCAGACGGACACGGUGCUGCACCUGGUGAAGGAGGUGGUGAAGAGGCCGCCGCAGGUCCGAGGGGACGAGAAAUCCCCCCUCGUGGAUGUCCCUGUGUUGCAGUUUUGCUAUGCUUUCAUCCAAAGGCUCCCAGCAACAGCCUUGCAAGCAAACUUCCCUUCGCUGUUGGGUGUGUUAAAGGAGUCCGUGCAGUUGAAUCUCGCUCCCCCUGGUUAUUUUCUGCUUCUCAGCAUGCUGAACGACUUCGUAACAAGAACUCCCAACCUGGAGAGCAAGAAGGAUCAAAAAGAUUUGCAGGAAGUCACUCAAAAAAUUCUAGAAGCUGUCGGGAACAUUGCUGGCUCUUCCUUGGAACAAACCAGCUGGCUGAGCAGAAACCUGGAAGUGAAGGCUCAGCCUCAGAUCUCCCUAGAAGAAUCUGAUGAUGAGGAAGAUUUGCACGAUGCUGCUGCCGCCGCUUCAGCAAUGGUGUCCGCGUCUGCCCCUUCGGUGUACAGCGUGCAAGCCCUCUCCCUCCUGGCAGAGGUUCUGGCGUCCCUCCUGGACAUGGUUUAUCGAAGUGAUGAGAAGGAGAAAGCAGUGCCGUUGAUCUCACGUUUGCUUUACUAUGUUUUUCCUUACUUACGCAAUCACAGCGCCUACAAUGCCCCCAGCUUCCGGGCUGGCGCCCAGCUGCUGAGCUCUCUGAGCGGUUAUGCCUACACGAAACGAGCCUGGAAAAAAGAAGUCCUGGAAUUAUUCUUGGACCCGGCCUUCUUCCAGAUGGACACUUCUUGUGUGCAUUGGAAGUCCAUUAUUGACCAUCUUCUGACUCAUGAGAAAACAAUGUUUAAAGAUUUAAUGAGCAUGCAGAGCAGUUCUUUAAAACUGUUCUCAAGUUUUGAGCAGAAAGCCAUGCUGCUAAAGCGCCAGGCUUUUGCCGUCUUAAGUGGAGAACUUGAUCAGUACCACCUUUACCUUCCUCUGAUCCAAGAACGCCUGACAGACAAUCUCAGAGUUGGACAGACAUCCAUAGUUGCUGCUCAGAUGUUUCUUUUUUUCAGAGUUUUGCUGCUAAGAAUAUCUCCUCAACAUUUGACUUCACUGUGGCCAAUAAUGGUCUCUGAAUUGAUUCAGACAUUCAUACAGCUUGAAGAAGAUCUGAAAGAGGACGAUGAAUCAUUGAGAAACAGCAACAAAAUCAACAGAAUAAAAGUUUCAGUCUCUGAUGGAAAUGGGCCCUCGACGGGGGAGAUACCCCAGAGUGAACUUAUCCUAUAUUUAUCAGCUUGCAAAUUCUUGGACACAGCACUUUCUUUUCCACCUGACAAGAUGCCGCUGUUUCAGAUUUACAGGUGGGCAUUUGUUCCAGAAGUGGACACAGAGGGCCCUGCCUUCCCGUCGGAUCUAGAGGAGAAUCACCAAGAAUGCAAACCCCACACUGUCAGGAUUCUCGAACUUCUAAAAUUAAAAUAUGGGGAAAUCGGCAGCUCAGAUGAGAUCACCACGAAGAGCGAGUUCCCUCUUCUGCGCCAGCGUUCUCUUUCCAGCAUUAGGCAAUUGAUGCCAUUCUUCAAGACUCUAAAUUGUGCUUUUAAAACCCAAAGUAAACUGCCUGCUGACACCCGAGGCCCUCUACUUGUGGAGUUUCCCGUCGCAGAUAGCUCAAGGGUCUUGAAGCAACUGGAAGAAUGUGUCGAAUAUGAUUUUUUGGAACAUCUAGAAUGUUAACCUUGUAAGCCAGAACUUGUUUAAUCCAUUUACUGAGACUUCGAGAAAAACCAGGAUAUAUUCAAAACAAAAAAGGAGCCAGGAUAGUGCUUUUAAACAAGUCUGUCUCAAUUUUGAAAGUAAAUUUCAGAUCAUUUUUCUGGUGGGCAACAAAAUACACCUCCCUGAAUGCCAUGUAAUAUUUUUGGAUCUGAUUUUAUGUUUCUUCCUCAAUUUAUGUAAAGAAAUAAAAUUAAUAUAUCAUCUAAUGGUGGCACAAAAU